Macadamia integrifolia is the source of this 1112-nucleotide messenger RNA. RefSeq names its product secoisolariciresinol dehydrogenase-like. The coding region runs from base 98 to 919 and encodes 273 amino acids. The record is from RefSeq and is a predicted model, not a curated record. Lineage: Eukaryota; Viridiplantae; Streptophyta; Magnoliopsida; Proteales; Proteaceae. The transcript is spliced from 2 exons. Gene Ontology annotation, molecular function: oxidoreductase activity, acting on the CH-OH group of donors, NAD or NADP as acceptor.
UAUAUAUACUUGCUUUCAGUUACUAUAUGAGAUGGGUUCAGAAGGCCAACAAAAAUCUGAGGAAAUCAAUCCCUUGUGAACCGACUGUAGUAUAACCAUGAUUUAUGACAAGUUUCUUACUUCUAUUGGAAGGAGACUAGAAGGUAAGGUUGCAGUGAUCACCGGAGGAGCAGCGGGCAUUGGUAAAACUACUGCCAAAUUGUUCAGCCAGCAAGGUUGUAGGGUUAUUAUUGCUGACAUCCAAGAUGAGUUGGGUCACUCCGUCUGCCACGAAAUUGGCCCAGAAAUGUCUUCAUUCGUGCAUUGCGAUGUCACCAAAGAAGAUGAUAUGAAGAACGCAGUAGACGAGGCUGUUUCAAGAUUUGGAAAGCUUGACAUAAUGUUCAACAACGCCGGGACCAUUGAUCCACCAAAGAUAAAGAUAUGGGAGAACGAAAAAUCCGACUUCGAAAGGGUCCUCGGCGUCAAUGUUACCGGUGUCUUCUUAGGCACCAAACACGCAGCUCGUGUCAUGUUACCGGCAAACCAGGGUAGCAUCAUUAACAAUGGAAGUGUAAGUUCAAUCAUGGGAGGGAUAGCUUCUCAUGCUUAUGUAGCUUCGAAGCAUGCAGUGGUAGGUCUCACAAAGAAUGCAGCUGCGGAGCUAGGUCAGCUUGGGAUAAGAGUAAAUUGUGUCUCAGCAUUCGCGAUCGCAUCACCUUUUGUUAGGAAUGUGUUGAAGAAGUAUGAUGAUGAUGUGAUUGAGAAGAAGGUAAAUGGGUUGGCUAGUCUCAAGGGAAUUACCUUGGCUGAACAAGAUAUUGCUGAGGCUGCAGUUUAUUUUGGGAGCGAUGAAUCAAAAUGUGUUAGUGGCCAUAAUUUUGUCAUUGAUGGAGCAUUUACGGUUGCAAAUACCAGCUUUGGUAUAUUCGACCAGUGAAAGUACUGCACCCUAAUGAAGGGUUCUAAAUGAUGUGUUCUGAUUGGCACUUUGGAUUGUCCACCCAGUUCUUAAAAUAAUAUAUAUCCAAACCAGUGAAAACUCUUUGGUGUAUGAUAUAGUUAAGGCUAUUAUUAAGCGUCUAGCCAGCUUGGUUAACAAAAAAAAUGAGUGAAGGCUAUUAUUGAUGUAU